UCGGAAGAAUAUGGAUCUCUGACUAAAGUUUGUUUCUCGUAUUUAUUCCAAGGUGUUACUCCAAAUAAAUCAAAUGGUUAUAUGAGACCAGGACAAAGAAAAAAAACCAGUGCUUUUGCUGGAAAUUGUGAUAAAGAUGAGAUUUUUGGUGACGAUAAGAGGAGUUUCUAUGGUGAAAGCAAUCAGAGUUGUGUUGUUAUGUCUUUCUGUCUUGUGGGUCGUUCCAAAGGAAUGUGCUUGCAGAAGUAAUUUCUCAAGAAACUCGUCUUCAACUUCUUCUUUGCCGCCAUUACCACAGAGACCAAGCUCUGUGAAUGUUGGAGCUCUGUUUACUUAUGAUUCUUUUAUCGGAAGAGCAGCUAAACCAGCGUUUAAAGCGGCUAUGGAUGAUGUUAAUGCUGACCAAACUGUACUUAAGGGCAUCAAGCUCAAUAUCGUCUUUCAAGACUCAAAUUGCAGUGGAUUUAUAGGCACCAUGGGAGCUUUGCAGCUGAUGGAAAACAAAGUGGUUGCAGCCAUUGGUCCACAAUCUUCAGGGAUUGCUCACAUGAUCUCCUAUGUAUCUAAUGAGCUUCAUGUACCUCUCUUGUCAUUUGGAGCAACAGAUCCAACUCUCUCCUCUCUGCAAUAUCCUUAUUUCCUCCGCACCACGCAGAAUGAUUACUUCCAAAUGCAUGCAAUCGCAGAUUUUUUAUCCUAUUCCGGAUGGAGACAAGUCAUUGCGAUAUUCGUUGAUGAUGAGUGUGGUAGGAACGGGAUAUCUGUUCUAGGCGAUGUAUUAGCCAAGAAACGCUCGAGGAUCUCUUACAAGGCUGCAAUUACUCCUGGUGCAGAUUCUAGCUCCAUCAAGGACUUGUUGGUUUCUGUUAAUCUGAUGGAAUCUCGGGUUUUUGUUGUUCAUGUGAAUCCUGACUCUGGUUUAAACGUUUUCUCCAUGGCUAAAUCUCUUGGAAUGAUGGGAAGUGGUUAUGUUUGGAUCGCAACAGACUGGCUUCCUACAGCUAUGGAUUCUAUGGAGCACGUGGAUUCGGACACGAUGGAUCUCUUGCAAGGAGUGGUUGCUUUUCGCCAUUACACAAUAGAGAGUAGUGUCAAGAGACAGUUUAUGGCGAGAUGGAAGAAUCUUAGACCAAAUGAUGGCUUCAACUCUUAUGCGAUGUACGCUUAUGAUUCUGUCUGGUUAGUUGCUCGUGCCCUCGAUGUUUUCUUCAGAGAAAACAAUAAAAUAACUUUCUCCAACGAUCCAAAUCUACACAAAACAAAUGGUAGCACUAUUCAGCUAUCAGCACUAAGUGUUUUCAAUGAAGGGGAGAAGUUUAUGAAGAUCAUUCUUGGGAUGAAUCAUACUGGUGUGACGGGCCUAAUCCAGUUUGAUUCAGAUAGAAACCGGGUUAACCCGGCUUAUGAAGUUCUAAACUUAGAAGGUACAGGUCCACGCACAGUCGGGUACUGGUCAAAUCAUUCGGGUCUCUCUGUGGUCCAUCCAGAGACCUUGUACUCUAAGCCUCCAAACACAUCUACAGCAAACCAGCGUCUUCAUGGAAUCAUAUGGCCAGGCGAAGUAACUAAGCCUCCUCGUGGUUGGGUGUUUCCUAAUAAUGGAAAACCGCUCAGAAUCGGGGUGCCUAACCGAGUGAGCUAUACAGAUUACGUUUCUAAGGAUAAGAACCCGCCCGGCGUUAGAGGUUACUGCAUUGAUGUCUUUGAAGCCGCAAUAGAAUUGCUUCCAUAUCCCGUUCCACGUACUUAUAUACUAUAUGGAGACGGGAAGAGAAAUCCUUCUUACGAUAAUCUCGUCAACGAAGUGGUUGCAGAUAAUUUUGAUGUAGCUGUAGGAGAUAUCACAAUCGUUACAAACAGAACAAGAUAUGUAGAUUUCACACAACCGUUUAUAGAAUCAGGGCUUGUGGUGGUGGCUCCGGUUAAGGAGGCCAAGUCUAGUCCUUGGUCAUUCCUGAAACCAUUCACUAUAGAGAUGUGGGCUGUCACUGGAGCCUUCUUUCUUUUUGUGGGAGCCAUGGUCUGGAUUCUCGAACACCGCUUCAACCAAGAAUUCCGUGGCCCUCCUAGGCGUCAACUCAUUACCAUCUUCUGGUUUAGCUUCUCAACGAUGUUCUUCUCUCAUAGGGAGAACACGGUGAGUUCAUUGGGGAGGCUGGUGCUGAUCAUUUGGUUAUUCGUGGUUCUGAUCAUCAACUCGAGCUACACAGCUAGUCUCACUUCGAUCCUAACCGUUCGACAGCUGACAUCUCGGAUUGAAGGAAUAGAUAGCUUGGUAACGAGCAAUGAACCAAUUGGAGUUCAAGACGGUACAUUUGCUCGGAAUUAUCUAAUCAACGAGCUUAACAUACUUCCUUCGAGGAUUGUUCCACUGAAAGACGAAGAACAGUACCUUUCUGCUCUGCGUCGUGGACCCAAAGCUGGUGGUGUGGCAGCCAUUGUAGACGAGCUUCCUUACAUCGAAGUUCUUUUGACAAAUAGCAACUGCAAGUUCCGUACAGUAGGACAAGAAUUCACACGCACAGGCUGGGGUUUCGCAUUCCAAAGAGACUCCCCUUUAGCUGUAGACAUGUCAACGGCUAUCUUGCAACUAUCUGAAGAAGGCGAGCUCGAGAAAAUCCACAGGAAAUGGCUUAACUACAAGCAUGAAUGCUCAAUGCAGAUCUCAAACAGUGAGGACUCUCAGCUUUCACUAAAGAGUUUCUGGGGACUCUUCCUUAUCUGUGGCAUCAGUUGCUUCAUGGCACUCACUGUCUUCUUCUGGAGGGUUUUCUGGCAAUACCAAAGGUUGCUACCAGAAAGUGCAGACGAGGAAAGGGCAGGCGAAGUGUCUGAGCCAUCUAGAUCAGGGAGAGGUUUACGAGCACCGAGUUUCAAGGAACUGAUAAAAGUUGUGGAUAAGAGGGAAGCAGAGAUCAAGGAGAUACUUAAGCAGAAGAGUAGCAAGAAACUCAAAACUACCCAAAGUGCAGCUGGGACUUCACAAUCACAACAUGGCGAAAUUACUUAAACAGAUAAGAGUUCAAAAAAAUGUUUAAAUGACUAUUAACAUACUUAGAGGGUGAGUAAACUUGUCAGGAGAUUUUGUAAUAGGAAAGUUCAAGGAACCACAGACCAAAGCUAAAUUGUAAAUCUUUUUUCUGAGACGUAAUGAAAAAAUCAUCUUAUU
Messenger RNA from Arabidopsis arenosa, 3169 nucleotides. Lineage: Eukaryota; Viridiplantae; Streptophyta; Magnoliopsida; Brassicales; Brassicaceae. The record is from the annotation of a GenBank genome assembly.